CACCCGCCUCCUCUCCCCUCUCCGCGAAGCUUCCCUCCCGAUUCUGUCGUUUCCCUCCACUCGCCGCGGCGCGCCGGAGAGCGGACACGCUGCAAGCACGUAGCGGGGGCGGCAAUGGAGGAGAGAGUUAUCAUCCCCCGGCUAAGAGAACCGCGGGACCAGGCCACCGAUGUAGCCCCGGCGGUUUCGUGUUCGUCGAGGGAGGAGUCCACGGACGGGGACUCGGAGCCCGGCUUCGAGUUCGAGUUCCCGUCGCUGCUCGGCAGGGACCACGGCUCCCCCGCGCCCGCCGACGACCUCUUCGCCGACGGCCGCAUCCGCCCCGCCGCCUUCUACCCCGUAUUCGGACGCCGCCCAUCAGCGCGAGCAAGUUCAGCGGGAGACGUCGACGGCCUCGCCCCGGCCGCGGCGCCGGAGCGGAGGACGAGGGGCCAGCUCGGGCGGCUUUUCCUCGAGGAGACCCGCGCGUGGAACAGCUCCUCGUCAAGCAGUAGUACCGGGUCGACGGCGUCCACGUCGUCGUCCGCGGCCACCACUGACGACGGGGACGGCGACGGUGGCCUCGAGGGCGCGGCGCCGGAGAGCUACUGCGUGUGGGCGCCCGGCGGCGGGGGCAAGCCAUCGGAGUCCCCACGGCUGCCGCGGGCCGGGAAGAGCGGGUCCACGGGGUCGUCCGUGGCGCGGUGGCGCCGCAUCAGCGACCUCGUCGUCGGCCGCAGCCAGAGCGACGGCAAGGAGAAGUUCCUCUUCCUCCCCGUCAACCCGCCGACGCCGCCGCCCAAACUGCAGGAGCCCAAGCCCAAACCCAGGCCGAACCCGGCAGCCGGCGGCACCAAGAAGAAGGUCAGCGAGAUCGGAACGGUGGCCGCCGCCCACCGGAUGGCCUACGGCGCCAAGGCCGGCGUUGGCGUCGCCGCCAACGGCGCCACGCCGCGGCGCACGUUCCUGCCGUACCGCGAGGAGCUGGUGGGGUUCUUCGCCAACGUGAACGGCAUCAGCCGGAGCCACGCGCACCCCUACUGAUCAACGACCGACCACGACGACGCCGGCGAUCGGCCGCGCGCGCUCCACAAAAAUUAUCAAGUCGGCGAUUCGAAUUCGAUUCGUGUUUGAACUUUGAAGCUUGGAUUUUGAGCUGGUGAUCAUCAGUGGGUAGGUAGUACUGUAUUGUGAUUAAUCAAUUGAUUAGUUAGUUAA
Triticum aestivum (bread wheat) is the source of this 1197-nucleotide messenger RNA. RefSeq lists its product as uncharacterized. The transcript has a single exon. The coding region runs from base 115 to 1023 and encodes 302 amino acids. The record is from RefSeq and is a predicted model, not a curated record. NCBI's taxonomy places the organism in Eukaryota, Viridiplantae, Streptophyta, Magnoliopsida, Poales, Poaceae.